Messenger RNA from Carassius carassius (crucian carp), 1409 nucleotides. RefSeq names its product homeobox protein HMX3-like. Lineage: Eukaryota; Metazoa; Chordata; Actinopteri; Cypriniformes; Cyprinidae. Gene Ontology annotation, molecular function: RNA polymerase II transcription regulatory region sequence-specific DNA binding; DNA-binding transcription factor activity, RNA polymerase II-specific. Gene Ontology annotation, biological process: regulation of transcription by RNA polymerase II. The transcript has 2 exons. The record is from RefSeq and is a predicted model, not a curated record. The coding region runs from base 406 to 1299 and encodes 297 amino acids. Gene Ontology annotation, cellular component: nucleus.
GUCUGGGAGGCCCCUCCUCUCUCCAGACUCUCCACUUCCCAUCUCUCCCUUCAUCCCAUUUGCUAUUGUACGUGCCCAAUCGCCGUAUACUUUCUGCAUUUAACUCGGGUGACAUUUUUAUUUCAUCAUUAGCAUCUGGCGCCAUACGGACGCAGUGAGCAUCAUUUUCACCAAGGAACUCUCGGAAGAUGAUCAGCAAGAUUAAUAUUGUUUAUCUCGCUCCGCAUUACUGUCUUUCGUUUUAACGUCAGUGCUGACCGUAAACAAGUUCCCACUAGUGGAAGAGUUUACCAAGGACCUUCAAACUGUAACCUUUUUUUUUCCCUAAAUUUUUUUCUUUUAUUUUUGUAUUAUUAUUAUUUAGCCUUUUUCAGAAAACAAUAUAACCCCGAAUUUCAAGCCAGCAUGCCCGAAACAACCCAGGAUACAUGUGCUUCGGCGAAAGACUCUCCAUUUUUCAUUAAAAAUCUUCUAAAUUCUGACAGUAAGCCGCCAAAGCCUAAGCCUAUUUUGGCAUCAACUAAAGCAGGACUUGAUGGCACCUUCUCGUUCUCUCAGGUUGGGGAAUUAAACUUUCCUCGCUUUGAGUUGCCGACCCAUCGCUUUGCGUUACCGGCUUAUCUUGAGCGUGCCUCGGCGUGGUGGUACCCGUACACACUCAGUGCAUCUGCGCAUCUCCACAGAGCGGAAGCAGCACAAAAAGCGAGGGUCUCCUCACCGAUCACAGGCAAUGACCGAGAUUCACCCGAGCUCGUUCUCAAAUCAGACCCGGAUGCCAAGGACGAUGAAGACGACAUCAAAAGUGGAGACGAGAUUGUCCUCGAGGAGAGCGACACUGAAGAGGGUAAAAAAGAAGGCGGUGUGGACGACUGGAAGAAGGGUGACGACGGCGCGGACAAGAAACCUUGCCGGAAGAAGAAAACUCGCACGGUGUUCUCGCGGAGUCAGGUGUUCCAGCUGGAGUCCACCUUCGACAUGAAACGCUACCUCAGCAGCUCAGAGCGCGCGGGCCUUGCUGCCUCGCUUCACCUCACAGAGACCCAAGUCAAAAUCUGGUUUCAAAACCGCAGAAACAAAUGGAAACGUCAGCUGGCCGCAGAGCUAGAGGCCGCCAACCUAAGCCACGCAGCGGCGCAAAGGAUUGUGAGAGUACCCAUCCUGUAUCACGAGAACUCGGUAUCUGAGAGCUCCAACACAGCGGGCAACGUGCCCGUAAGCCAGCCGCUGCUGACCUUCCCUCAUCCGGUUUACUACUCGCAUCCCAUCGUCACCUCCGUACCCCUCCUCAGACCGGUUUGAGAGGACUAGACAUUACUUUUUUUAUGUAACUAUGUAACUAAAACUAUUUUACAAAGACUCGAGAAGAGAGAAAGAGAACAGGGGCAAAUUAAACCAAGAGACGAAUUAUU